Messenger RNA from Aplysia californica (California sea hare), 5745 nucleotides. RefSeq lists its product as uncharacterized. The record is from RefSeq and is a predicted model, not a curated record. Bases 141 to 3317 code for a protein of 1058 amino acids. Lineage: Eukaryota; Metazoa; Mollusca; Gastropoda; Aplysiida; Aplysiidae. The transcript has 2 exons.
UCCGGGUUGAUUUCAUUGAUUUCCCACCCGCUGUGGCGGAACGAAGACUGUAUGUCAACGCAAUUUUAUCAUUUUAUUGAAGUAUUUCACCCACGGAGAAGAGUGGUCAUCUCCCCUUGUGAGGUCGCUGCUGUGUGAACAUGGCAGCCAACCUUGGUCAAGCCUUCAUGGGCAGCGGUGGCAUGAUCCCCUCGCUGGCCCAGGAGCUGGCCUCCAGCAACUUCCACGAGAGCCGGGAGUCGUUCCACGACUACAUCUACUCCAAACUGAUCCUGGGCGAGGACAAGGGCGGGACCCCGAGCCUGGCCCACAGUAGCUCCAGCAACCCGCCCGUCUUCCCCAACACAAACCUGGCCAACAGCUACCCGAACCCCAUGGCAGCCGCCGCCGCAGCAGCUGCCUCGUCAGCCGCCGCAGGGACCACGGGCAACGCGUUCUCACAAGGCUCGAACCACAGCGCAUUCGCCAGCCCGGCGUUGAGCGCUCCCGCUUCCGCCCCGAAGCCCAGUGGCUCGAAGAAGAAGUCGUCGCACCACCAUCAUCAUCACCACCACCCCCAGCAGCAACAGCAACAACAACAGCAGCAGCAGCAGCAUCCCCUGAACACACCGACUGCCGGUCCCACCCCGCAGGGUUUGGUUCCUGGCGCGGAGGGCGUGGAUGGGCUGACCCCGAAGCCGAAAAAGAAGAGCCACCACAAGAAGAAGGACAAGACCAACAUUUGUGACGUGUGCGGCCGCGGUUUCGCAGAGAAGUACACGCUAAACCGGCACAUGCUAACGCACACCAACGUGAAGCCGUACUCGUGCACCAAGUGCAACAUGGCCUUCUCCCGCUCGGACGGCCUGGCAAAGCACAUGGCCGCCGGCCACCGCCGCAUCGACGCCCACCACUGCGACGUGUGCGGGGGCACCUUCAACAGCGAGGUCUCUUUCGAGCAGCACCGCCGCGAGUACGGCUCCACGCUGCCGUUUGUCUGCAACCUGUGCAUGCUGGCCUUCUCUCAGUGCUGCCACCUCAACUACCACAUGAAGUCGCACUCCCUCAACAAGCUCAACGACAGCGUUGCCUCCGACAGCCAGGACGACAAGAGCAACGCGAUCGACGUCUCCGAACUCAUUCCUGAGGAUUUUACUCCGCCCAAACAACCAGGUUCUUCCACAAAGGACUCAUCGCUGCAGCUGUCGGGGAUAUUCAAUUUUCCCGCGUCGGGCCACAAAGCCUUAGAUCAAGCUCUGAAAAGGAAUGCGGAUGGUUCUCUCCCCCUGAUGGACCCCAACAUCACGAUCAAGCCGGAGAUUGACGACAUGCCGUCCUGCAGUGGCGGUGCAGCAGGGAGUUCUGGAUCGGCCGUUGGCGCUAGCGGCGUGACUCCUUUCGACGCUCUGAACAACUUGUCGGUUGCCUCGUCUGUCGCCCCUGGAUCUCUGGGCUCAGUGAACAAUCCCAUCAGUCUAGGCUCCGGUGGGCUCAACGUAGGCCUCUCGGCGGGGCAGCUGGGGGUUUCCUUCCCCCCGGAAAGUGCCCACCUCAACUCUUCUGGCACCUCCGGUGAGGGGAAUGGCUCCGGGCCGGCUCCUAUCUCGGACCUGGAAAUGAAGAAGUACUUUGACAUCAAGAUCCCUAACCCCCGAUACUUGGAACCCGGGGCUAGCAGCCCAGGAGCGGGGGCCGGGGAGGACGGCCUCUACCACUGCGAGUUGUGCGGGAAGGGAUUCACCCGCAAGUAUCAUAUGCAGCGCCACGUCAAGCUACACACCCGCGGGCCUAUACCCCGGGCUCAUCUCCUGGACUGGACGCGGCGCCCCUACGCCUGUGGCGUGUGCAAGAUGGGAUUUACACGCCAGCACCACCUGACGCGCCACAUGCUUAUCCACACGGGGGAGCGACCCCACGCCUGUCACGUGUGCGGGAAGGCAUUCCGCCGGUUCACCAAUCUGUCUCUGCACGUGCGCACGGUGCACGGCGCCGAGCGCCCCUUCAAGUGUCCUGUUUGCGGCCGCGGCUUCCCGCGCUUGUACAGUCUACAGCGGCACAUCAAGCUACACACCAAGGAGCUGGAGAACCGGGCGAAGGGGGGAGCGGCCUCGGGGGAGAGCUACUCGGGCUUCAAGGCCGUGGGCACCGUCGCUCACAACAACACCGGCAGCAACAAGUCUCCGGGCGGGGGCAGUGACAAGAACUCGCCCGCGCACAGUCGAGAGUCCAUCUCCUCUGAGAGCUCGGAGCCGGGGGAGAAAUUUGAGCGAGGUCUCACGCCGCAGGGCGACCGCGGCACGCUGGAUCUGACGAGGGACGAGGCCAUGUCCAAGGACAUGAACAACUCUGUGCAGAAAGGUGUGGGCGAGCCGAGCUACAGCCAGCAGAACAUGGUGCACGGGCACAGCGGGGAGGGCCAGAGUUCUCGCAGCCAGAACGCCGCCAGACUGCAGCAGCAGCAGCAGCAGAACCUGCUGCCCAACCAGACGGUCAUCGAGGUGGUCAAUCAGCACAGCCGUAUUCUAGGCCAGGGAAGCGAGAGCCUGGGACGUCACGGAGCCUCACAGGGCAGGUCGGUCGGAGACUUUAACGCGCAGGCCAUGGGUCAGACCAGCGGCGGGGAUCAACGGUUCAACACGCCAAACCCGCCCCUGCAGAACCCGAACCUCCGCGGUAUGGAGCUGUCCUCCGGACGCGGGAGCUUCAGCGAGAUGGGUCAACGAGAGGGUCAAGGCUACUCGUUGAGUCAGCAGCAGGGGAACGGUGAUCGCUUUUCCAUCCACCAGUCCCGGAUUCAGAGCCCUCAUCCGCUGAUGAGCAACCUGGACCGGCCGGGGAGCCGCGGGAUCCUGAACCAGUCGAGCCCACUCCCGCACGACAACUCUGCCUUCAACCCGCAUGGCGCAGGGUCCUUCGCCCAGCAGCGCGGCGGCGGCGACCGCAAUACCGUCAGCCCGGCCAACAUCCGCGGGGAGCCCACCAAUUUUGCCCAUGGCCUUCAGGGAGGCGGGCGAGGCCCGCUCAACAUGGAGAUGGCGGCCGGCGGUGGUCGCGGGCCACUCAACAUGGACUUGUCCAGCAGCAGCCGGGCGGCCAUGGAGCGGGCGAUGACCGCCGAGCUACAGGGCAACGGCCGCGGCUCUCUGAGUGACCCCCCGGCCUACACCCUCCCGCACACCGUCGGCAGCCUGCAGUUCAGCUCAGGGAACCACAGCGUCUACCAGCAGGCGGUCAGCGACACGCUCAGCCGGAUGGAGCUACAUGCCGCGCAGAGCGUCAGCCCCAUGCCUCUGAACCCCCACCAGCACGGCAGCAGCAACAACAACCUGCAGUACUGAGGGACGGGACAAAGUUACUUCCGGAGAAAUCGCUCUCUCUGAGCUCUCGCCCACCCCAGCCUUCCGUUCUCGCCGAGGUACACUCGCUCUCUCUCUUCCUUCUGCCACUGUGACAUCGUAAGUGGUCGGCCAUUCCGAUAGCACGCAGGAACUCGACAGUUCUCGCUUGGGUGUCUGGUCCUUGAACAGUGCUACUAAUCAUGGGUCGCUGAAAUGUCCCAGCUGACAUGUUUUGGCGUGAUAGUUAGCGGGACAUUGGAGGAUUACGUGAUCCAUAGUCACCGAGGUUGUCCAGUGGAGUUUGCACUAGGCUGUAGGGGAAGGAAUACGAAUGAAGAACGGGCUGUUCCGCCAUUCUUUGGUGUGGCUCGGAAUCUUCACUAGAUCAGCGUAGCAGACUACUCACUGGAGAACAACUGUCUGUCAGGUUUUUGUGUAGAGCUUCCCAGAGGUCCUCGCUCCGUCGCCUCAAGGCGACCUCUGACCCGGUCAUGGCUGUCAAGCCGUGUCCUGGCGACUCCUUGCGGAGUGCCUACUUGUGGCAGCGAGUAUGUUAGUUUAGUGAGUGUCUACUGUGUGGAUGGUGGUGGGGAGAGUUUUAAAGGAACCUUCACAUGAACUUUGUGUAUGAAAGUGUGUGUACAUAUACUAUACUAUAGAUUUGCGUAUUGUGUGUUUGUGUGAGUGUGAGUGAAAGUGCUGGGUAGUCAGACACUGGAAGAGUCCUGUACGAUGUACUGCUAUUGCGACAUCUGUGUUGGAUGAGCUAGCGGUGGCUCCAUUGUUGUGACAUCCGUGUGUAUGUGGAUGAGCUGGCAGUCGCUUUAGAUACCAUACAGGGAUCACUCAGUUGCUGAAUCUCAUUUGCUGUCUGCCCGACCGCUGCCGUGCUUGCAGUCGUCGCGUUGUGUUGUAGAGUGUGAAAGGAACCAUCUGGUUGUGUUUGCUGGCCCUUUCAGAGAGCCCAUGUUCCCGUCGAUGAUGCAGCAUUGCCGUGUGGCUAUGACGACAGUCAGUGGAGUCGUGAUGUGGUUGUUCUGUUGCUUUGCCUUGGAUAUUUUGAAGCAUCUUAUGAAUUUACUUUUACCAUCUCUAUUCCCCAAACUCCAACACAGUUCUGGUUGUGGGUUCCAAUUUAAAAGAAAUGUUAUAUAUCAUACUGAUAAUUUGACAGCUGGAUGGUUUUGUAGAGGGGUUGACCUUUUUUUAAAAACAUUCUCGGGGUAACACAUGAGGGCUUUGUCAGUGUGGUGGUUUGUUUUUGGAAAUCUGAAAUGCUUGAUGUGGAUGAUCGGGACUUUAUCAUUGACUUUUAAGUUGUAGACACCCCCUGAGAUGUUGUACAGGGAGAUAUAUUAGUUACUUCUGUUUGCAGUCUUUUUGAGCUGUACUUGGCGUUACUUCAGAGAGCUUAAAAUGUAGUUCUGUACAGGUGACCGUCGUCUUGUGUCCAGUGUUGAGAUGUUUGAUUCUGUACCGAUGGCAGACAAGCAAGGAGGAGGCGGAGAGUUUUUGCUGUCAAAGAGAACGGUGAGACUGCAAGAAAUUAGAGACGGACGGGACUUUUAAUAAAUCAUGUUCCGUUAGGAAAGUGUCUUUAGAAAGUUUUCGGAAAGAACAACGUCUCUUGGGUAGUCCUGAAUCUGGAUGGUCUGUACAGAAGAGGAGAGCUCUAAAAGGUCCACAGAAAAGUGAGAGGACGGUGUGGUGUGGGCUGUGAAGAAAAUCGUUCGUGGGGCGGAAGCCAUCAAGUAUCCUGUUUAGAGCUGAUUUUUGACAAGACUCAAAAUGUGCUUGACAAUGGCUUAAGAACGUGUUAGUAAACUGUAAACUAAUUGAACCUCCUGUGUUUUUUGUCCGGUAGGUUGGGUGUGAGUGUUUGCCUGUGUGAAAAUUUUUGCGACAGCAUUUGAAAAUUUAGUAUCUGACAGUCACGUUUUGUCACAAAUUGGAGUAGCAAAAAAGAUUUUUUUAGCUGUAACUUCGGAGCAGAUUUUCCAUUUUCAAUAAAAUGCUUGUAUAUAUAUUUGUUGAAUAUCGAGAGAUAUCACUACUAAGAUAAAGAUGUGGACAUUUUCAUUGAAAUGAAAUCUUUGAAAAAGACAGUGGAUUGGACCCUGACUCAUUUGAACUAAAGUGGAGAUCUAGAGGGCACAUUCUUCGUCGAAUGCCGACACCUUCUCGUCGUUAGUGAUGUACCAAAUGAGUAAUGUGUAUCAUGUCAGUUUGUACGAGGUACGCCUUGGUCCCAGUAGGGCCGACUCUUGGCUUUUGGUUUGGUUUAGUUUCGUUUUGCUUUUGCUUUUUUUUUUUUUUUAAUGAUUAUUUUCAUACUCUCUGAGAGAUGGGACAGCUGGGAAGAAAUGCUUUAAUUGUUUUGUUUUGUUUGUUUCUGCUUUGAUUUUAUUACUACAAAUUUGGAGAAGAA